This is a messenger RNA of Chelmon rostratus (copperband butterflyfish), 1071 nucleotides long. RefSeq names its product insulin-like growth factor binding protein 2a (gene igfbp2a). The record is from RefSeq and is a predicted model, not a curated record. Gene Ontology annotation, cellular component: extracellular region. Gene Ontology annotation, biological process: regulation of insulin-like growth factor receptor signaling pathway. Bases 36 to 917 code for a protein of 293 amino acids. Gene Ontology annotation, molecular function: insulin-like growth factor II binding; insulin-like growth factor I binding. NCBI's taxonomy places the organism in Eukaryota, Metazoa, Chordata, Actinopteri, Chaetodontiformes, Chaetodontidae. The transcript has 4 exons.
UUUUUUUUCCACUUGGGAUUGCCUUCCAUCGCCCCAUGAUAAUGACCAAAAACCUCAUGCCUAUAACAAUGCUGUCGUACGCGGGCUGCAGCUUGCUGAUCCUCUCCGCGUCUCUCGGCUGUGCCUCCCUGGCCGAGAUGGUGUUCCGCUGCCCGGGCUGCACCGCGGAGCGCCAGGCGCUGUGCCCACAGCUCACCGAGACUUGCACGGAGAUAGUGCGCGAGCCGGGCUGCGGGUGCUGCCCCGUGUGCGCCCGGCAGGAGGGCGAGAUGUGCGGCGUGUACACCCCGAGGUGCUCCACCGGUCUGCGGUGCUACCCGACGCCCGACUCGGAGCUUCCCCUGGAGCAACUGGUGCAGGGCCAGGGGCAGUGCCGGCGCAAAGUGGACACCGAAACGACCACUUACAGCCAGGAGCACCGGGAGCAAACCAGCGGUGAGGCUGUGGAGCUGCUGCCUGAGCAGGGUGUGAGUGAGAUCCCGGCCAUCCGGAAGCCCAGCAAAGAGACCACCUGGCUGGGACCCAAAGAGAGCGCUGUACGCCAGCACAGGCAGGAGAUGAAGACCAAGAUGAAGACCAACAAGGUGGAGGAGGUGAGGCCUGCACGGCCCAAACAGACUCAGUGUCAGCAGGAGCUCGACCAGAUCCUGGAGAGGAUAUCCAAGAUGCCCUUCAGAGAUAACCGAGGUCCGCUGGAAGACCUGUACGCCCUGCACAUCCCCAACUGUGACAAGAGGGGGCAGUAUAACCUCAAACAGUGCAAGAUGUCUCUGCACGGUCAGAGGGGCGAGUGCUGGUGCGUCAACCCGCACACCGGCCGGCCCAUCCCAUCAGCCCCCACUGUGAGGGGAGACCCCAACUGCAGCCAGUACCUCACAGAGCUGGAGCUGGAGCUCCCUGACAUGGCCCAGAUAUAGUGUGGCAUGAAAAGUAAAAGAAAAACAAAAAAAAAAAAACUGUAAAGUACAUGGGAACAAAGAACAUCUGAGUAAGCUAUAUAUUAUCUUUCUGUGUGUUUGUGUCUCUAGUUCAUUUGAUGACAGUGACAUUUGAAAUCUUAACCACCAAAAA